UUUUUUGACAAAAAUUGAAAAUUAUUAUUCCUUUUUGAAGAAAAUGUUAAGUCACAGGACACAAAUAAGAAAACAGUGAGUUUCUUGCAAUUCCAAGUGAGCCUGCUAGCUGUUCAUUAUAAAUACUAAAUAGGAGAAGCUGAAAGGAACAUCUUAUAUCAUUCAAUAACAAAACUACAAGGUAAGAAGAAGAAGAAGAAGAAGAAGAAGAAGAAGGAAGAGGCAGUGGCAAUGGGAAGUAGUAGAAAACCUGAGUUAUACUUCGUUUUCAUGAAUUAUGAUCCAGAGUAUGAACGCCUUCGAGCUGAUAGAACAAAGCGAGGGGCAUAUGAGCUUGAUUUGUACCUAAGUAGAAAGCAUGACCAGUUAUUGGCAAACAUCCUCGAGCAUGGAAGCUACAAUAAGACUCUAUCGUUGGUCAUUGUAGAUGGCUUUGCAGUAGAAAUCACUGAAGACCAGGCGAAUUUGCUUAGAUCUGCCGACGGAGUGAGGGUUGUGGAGAAGAAUCAAGAGGUUGCUUAGGCUUAGGAAACGUAGCCGGACAGAGGAGGGUGAAGUAAUUAAUAUCGACUGAAAAUGAUGGAAUAAUUAAUGAUCAGUUUGUAAAGUCUUCUGCAAAAUGCCAUCAAGUUUGGUGGUAUGUAAUUGUAGACUAUGAGAGAGUUAUCUCAACUCAUAAUUACCUAAUUAAGUCAGAUUAAUUAAAAUGAUAAAUGCAUGAA
Manihot esculenta (cassava) is the source of this 722-nucleotide messenger RNA. RefSeq names its product subtilisin-like protease SBT2.5. The transcript is spliced from 3 exons. Lineage: Eukaryota; Viridiplantae; Streptophyta; Magnoliopsida; Malpighiales; Euphorbiaceae. The coding region runs from base 232 to 522 and encodes 96 amino acids. The record is from RefSeq and is a predicted model, not a curated record.